AACCCGAGCAUUCCUGCGAGAGGUCCCGGGUUCAAUCCCCGGGUGGCCCCCUGAACUGUUGUAUCCCUUCCUAGCCAUCAUGUGGUGGUGAGGGAGCUACAUUUUUGCUCUUUUCUCAUGUCUCAUGUGGAAGAGAGAUCACCUAAAACUUAGCUCGAUUCAUUCGGCCCUUUCGGAGAAAAAAAUACCAUGUGGGAAGGAAGGGUUAGGGCUGCAUCUAGCGAGAUCUGGAUUCUGGCUCUGUCGGGCGAUCCCAAAAUGCGACCAGACAUCGUGCCAUAGGCAGGGUCAGGCUUAUAAAGGGGUGCCAGCAACAUGUUCUAGCAUCCAUCAACAAGCUGCUCACCAAUCCUCGCGUGAGCAUCACCCAGCCGCCACAACGAUGAAGACCACCGCCGUCAUCAUCAGCGCCCUCCUGGCCUCGGCAAUCAGCGCCAGUCAAGUCUCACAGGGCUACCACGAGGGCUCUUCGCACGGCUACUACGAGAGUCCCUCGAAAGACUAUCACGACGGCCACUUGCACGACUACCACGAGGACGCCUCUCACGGUUCCUACGAGAGUCCAUCGAAGGACUACCACGAGGCCCACUCACAAGCCUAUCGCCAGAACCCCUCAUACGGCCACCACGAGAGCUCCUCGCACGGCCACUACGAGAGCCCUUCGCACGGCUACCACAAGACCGACGGCCGGGACGAGGACGGCUACUACGAGAACGACUUGCACGGCAACCACGAGUACCCCUCGCACAACUACCAAGUCUCGCACGGAUACCAGGAGAACCCCUCGCACGACUACCGCGAGAACCCCUCUCACAGCUACUACGAGAACCCUUCGCACGGCUACCACGAGACCGACGGUCGAGGCGAGGACAACUACUACGAGAGCCCCUCGCACAACCACCGCGAGAAUCCGUCACAUGGACACUACGAGAGCUCCGCUUACGCGCCUUACUCCGCCGCCACCACCGGCAAGACCACCUCCUACACCCCAACCACCAGCAGCGCCUAUUACACCCCGACCACCAAAAAGGAGACCAGUACCACAGCCUAUUACACCUCGACCACCAAGAAGGAGACCACCACCAGCGCCUACUACACCUCGACCACCAAGAAAGAGACCAGCACCAGCACUUACUACACUCCGACCACCAAGAAGGAGACCACCAGCACCGCCUACUACACCCCGACCUCCAGCGCUCAUACUCACUACUACACCCGCCCAUCCGAGACGUCAGAAUACCACCACCGGACCAACAGCACCACCAUCCGCCGCCCGUACCACAGCAACACCCACAACGCGGACCGCCCUGAGCAUACCGGCUACCCCGAUCACAACGACCGGCCCGAUCAUGCCCACGGUCACACCGGCUACCCUGAUCACGGUCACGGUGGCUACACCACCUCCUCCUACCCGGCCUACACCACCACCACCAGCCGGGCCACGCACACAUCCACGCAUGGUACCGCGAGCCCAUCGCAUUCGUCGCCGGUCCACACGGCCGGGGCUGCGGUCAACCGGGCUGCUGGAGCGCUUGUUGUUCUUGGGGGCAUGGUCGCUCGUUUGAUAUGAGUUGCAACAGCUGCGCUGGCCAGUGGUUGAAGUUGAGUUAGCACCGGGGUGUUGAGGGUUGAUGAUGGCUGAGAAGUUGACGAGGCGGACGACAGGGGAGGUGGGUGAAUAUCGGAUGCGGA
This is a messenger RNA of Canariomyces notabilis, 1692 nucleotides long. RefSeq lists its product as uncharacterized. The record is from RefSeq and is a predicted model, not a curated record. The transcript is spliced from 5 exons. Bases 125 to 1570 code for a protein of 481 amino acids. Lineage: Eukaryota; Fungi; Ascomycota; Sordariomycetes; Sordariales; Chaetomiaceae.